Messenger RNA from Misgurnus anguillicaudatus (oriental weatherfish), 2711 nucleotides. The record is from RefSeq and is a predicted model, not a curated record. NCBI's taxonomy places the organism in Eukaryota, Metazoa, Chordata, Actinopteri, Cypriniformes, Cobitidae.
AUAUUCUAGUCAUAUUUUCUCUCAUGUUCCUUCAAGCUCUUUUCCUCACUUAGUGUCUUCUUUUAAUUAUAUAUCCCACUAAUAUUGCCAUUCUUUAAUGUUGCUUUUCUAUAUAAUGUCCUAUCGUCAUGAUUUUAAGUUUGGCUUCUUCUCUCUCCAGUACAGUAGGAGGCGCUCUGCAGCUCUUUAGUCCGCCGAUAAACCCACUAAAGAAAGAAAGAAAGCUCGCGUGUGAUGUGUUUAUGUAUCCUCAUUGUUUUCUCUCUUCUUUAGUGACUUAUUGAGUGUAAACAGAGUCUUGUCUCUGUGUAUUUUAGUGUUGGGAUGUUGAUGAUGAGAGAUGAGAUGUGCUGUAAAUCAGUAGGAACUGAUCUGUCCAUGCUGGAUAUUGAUGAUUUCAUCACAGAAAUCUCUCAGCUGAAGAAAGAGGUGGCGUUACUGGAGACAAAGCUGAGGUCAAGAGGAGAUGAAGGAGUGAAGAGAGAGGAUGUGGAUGUGGUUUGUUGUGAAUCUUCAGUGUAUGUGACUGAUGGAUGUCUGGAUUCAGUGUGGAUGAGCAGAGAUCAGAGCCGCACACCACAGCCACUGCUGGACUCUAAACUCUCUGAAGAGAAAUCCAGACACACACAGGACUCAGAGCUCAGUCUCACUUUACUCUCUUAUACUGAGUCAAAGCCCACAGACGCUCAGGACACUGUGUGUGACAGUAAUCAGGGCUUACAGGAUGAGGAAUCUACUGAUCAAACCUCCACAGAGUCUCUGGAUUCUGUCUGUAACGCUGGAGAACAGCAGCAGAUCCUGCAGACCACACUGAAGAUGUGUUCAGUCAAACUGAUCGACUGCACGACCCUGAUGAUGAAGAUUAAAACAGAACCCACAGAAGAGGAAGAUCAUACUGAUGAAGACAAUUGUGCAGAUGAUUUAAAUCCAUCAGAUGUGAAGAGUGAUUCAUGUCGUGAUGGAGAAACGUCCUCAACAUCAGAAGAGCGACUGACAGCACAAACUCUUUCCUGCAUCACCUGUGGAAAGACAUUCAGCUCACAGAGACAUUUAGAGAGACAUGAGAGAAAACACACAGAACAGAAACUCAGCUUUACUACCUUACAAGAGAAGAAACGUCAUCAUUCAGAAGAGCACGGAGAGAAGAAGAAGAAGAAAAAGAAGAAGUUGUUUCAAUGUGAUCAGUGUGGGAAGAAUUUUGUCUUCUUAUCUCAGCUGAAAGCUCACAUGAGGACACACAGUGGUGAAACGCCUUUCUACUGCACUGAAUGUGGCUUUUACUUCAGCACCAAACAAAGUCUUGAUGGUCAUCAGAGAAUUCACACAGGAGAAAAACCAUACGAGUGUCCUCACUGUGAGAUGAGAUUCAGAGAUAAAAGCAAUCUGAAGAGACACGUGUUUAAACACACCAAUGAGAGACCGUAUCAGUGCAGUAAAUGUGACAAAACCUUUAGGCAUUCAGCUUCAUUAAAUUCACACCAGAGAAUUCACUCUAAAAAGAAACUCUAUCAAUGUUCACACUGUGAUAAACGUUUCUGUUAUAAAUCUAGUCUGAUAAAUCAUGAGAGAAUUCACACUGGAAAACGUUACAAAUGCUCUCAUUGUGAGAAGACGUUUACUCUGUCAAGUAAUUUAAAAGUCCAUGAGAGACUUCACACUGGAGAGAAACGUUACAUCUGCUCCUACUGUGGAAAGAGAUUCACUCAUCUAUCUAAUGUCACAACUCAUGAGAGAAUUCACACCGGAGAGAAACCUUAUCACUGUAGUAUCUGUGGGAGGAGUUUUAGACAGCGUGAAAAUUUAGUAAGGCAUCAGAGAACUCAUACAGGUGAAAAACCUUUCAAAUGCUCUCAAUGUGAAAAGACGUAUACUCGGUUAUGUAAAUUAAAAAUUCAUGAGAGAUUUCACACAGGAGAGAAACCUUACGCCUGCUCGAUUUGUGAAAAGAGAUUCCCUCAUCCUGAAAGUCUUAAGUAUCAUCAGAAGAAACACACUGAAGAACAAACUACAUUGAAAUCAUCACAGUGCCUUAAACUCUUUACACAUUGACUGCGUAUAUUCCACCUGAAUGUUUGACACGAUAAUAUGUUAGAAAAACAACAAUUCAUUUCUAUGAUUUACUUCACAUUGAUUUGUUCUUUAGUGAGCGGAUGUUCAGAAGUGCUAAUUCAACAGUUACUGGUUUUGGCCCUGUGUCAAUCUCAAAAUGAUUUCUAAGAUGCAGUAGGUAGAAUAGUAGGUAAUCUUUCUAUCACAUAUCAGGACAGAGAAACCUAAUGGGACAUUGGCCUCCGCGCGUUCUGUAAACAUAAAAUGAUCACAUGUUUGACACUUUCUGCGGAAACUUUUCCAUAAACAAUAUAAAAUAGCCUCCUGUGUUUGUUUUCCACAUAACAAUAUACUAUAGAUAUUGAUAGACUAGAUAAGAAGUGUGGAUAUUUAAAAUCUCUAGUCUGUCUUUAGUCUGGUGGUCAGGGCACAGGAAUGGAUUAAAUCAGCAGAUGUUAACUGUCUAAAUUAAAAUCUAGGGGGGAUUGAGCUUUCGCCAUAGCCGCAUAACCUAAACCGCUCCAUAUUAGAAUUUCAAAUCAAAGUUAAAAACAUUUUUUAUUAAGACCUAUGACUUGUGAUGUUGUUUGUCGGAUGUUUAUGUGGUGUGUAUAUAUAUAUUUUUAAGUCUUUUAUACUCUAAAAAAAACAAACCGUGCUAU